This is a messenger RNA of Labrus bergylta (ballan wrasse), 1599 nucleotides long. RefSeq names its product milk fat globule EGF and factor V/VIII domain containing b (gene mfge8b). The record is from RefSeq and is a predicted model, not a curated record. Lineage: Eukaryota; Metazoa; Chordata; Actinopteri; Labriformes; Labridae. Gene Ontology annotation, cellular component: plasma membrane. Gene Ontology annotation, molecular function: signaling receptor activity; calcium ion binding.
UGGAGCCGCACAACAAGCUCGAGAGGCAGAAAGCACCGACGUACGGAGAUCCGCCGUGUCGUCCCUUUAACUCUACAGCGUACCACUGACUGACAAAACCCGCAGCCAUGAAGGAGAAGACAAUUUUCCCCCUUUGGAUGCAACUUUUCGCUGCUUGUCUCGUGUUUGGGGUGAAGGGUGAUUACUGUAAGGUGAACGUGUGCAGUAAUGGUGGAACCUGUGUUUCCGGAGCAGGAGCUCCAUUCAUCUGUAUCUGCCCUGACGGCUUCACUGGAGAAACUUGCUCCGAGACUGAGACUGGGCCCUGCAACCCCAACCCGUGCAAGAACGAUGCCACUUGUGACGAGAGGGGUCACUCUCGUCGAGGUGACGUCUUCAUCGAGUACGUCUGCAAGUGCCAGCCAGGCUUUGAUGGAGUCCACUGCCAGAACAGUGUCCAAGGUGCAGAUUUCAGUUCAAGCAAAGAUGUGAAUGACUGUGCCGUCCAGCCAUGCCAGAACGGUGGUACCUGCAGGGACCUGGAGGGAGAUUUUAAAUGCCACUGCCCAUCCCCUUAUGUGGGAAAAAACUGCCAACUGCGCUGUAUUUCUUUGCUCGGCAUGGAGGGAGGGGGCAUCGCUGAGUCUCAGAUCUCAGCCUCAUCGGUUCGUUACACCAUGUUGGGCAUACAGCGAUGGGGACCUGAGCUCUCCCGCCUUAACAACAAGGGACUGGUUAACGCCUGGAGCCCUGCUGCACAUGACAAGAACCCAUGGAUACAGAUCAACAUGCAAAGAAAGAUGCGAUUUACAGGCAUGGUGACGCAGGGGGCCAGUCGCAUUGGAACAGCAGAGUUCAUCAAGGCCUUCAAGGUGGCCUCCAGCCUGGACGGAAAGACUUACACGGUGUACAGGACAGAGGGAGAGAAGAAGGACCGUGUUUUUGUUGGAAACGUGGACAACGACAGCACCAAGACAAACCUGUUCGAUCCUCCCAUCAUCGCUCAGUACAUCCGCAUCAUCCCUGUGGUGUGUCGUAAAGCCUGCACAAUGCGCAUGGAGCUGGUGGGCUGCGAGCUCAACGGUUGUUCAGAGCCAAUGGGCAUGAAAUCCCGGCUGGUGACUAAUCGCCAGAUCACGGCCUCCAGCACCUUCCGCACCUGGGGCAUAGAGUCCUUCACAUGGCACCCUCACUACGCCCGCCUGGACAAACAGGGCAAGACCAACGCCUGGACCGCCGCCUCCAACAACCGAUCUGAGUGGCUGCAGGUGGACCUGGAGUCUCCCAAGAAGAUUACAGGAAUCAUCACACAGGGGGCCAAAGACUUUGGCUCCAUCCAGUUCGUCACAGCCUUCAAAGUGGCUUACAGUGAUGACGGAAAGUCCUGGACCAUGGUGAAGGAUGAGACCACAAAGACAGACAGGAUUUUCCCGGGAAACAGCGACAACAACGUGCACAAAAAGAACAUCUUCGAGCCGUCGUUCUACGGCCGAUACGUCCGCAUCCUGCCCUGGGAAUGGCACGAGCGCAUCACCCUGCGGAUGGAGCUUCUGGGCUGCGACGAGUAGCACCACCCUGAACCCAAAUCCCCUUCCCCCACCUCCCCCUUUUCUCUACUCC